This is a messenger RNA of Corvus hawaiiensis (hawaiian crow), 792 nucleotides long. RefSeq lists its product as uncharacterized. Bases 79 to 744 code for a protein of 221 amino acids. NCBI's taxonomy places the organism in Eukaryota, Metazoa, Chordata, Aves, Passeriformes, Corvidae. The record is from RefSeq and is a predicted model, not a curated record. The transcript has 10 exons.
AAGUACCAACAGUAGAAACAUGGACUGUUUCAGAAGAAAAGAUGUCAGUUUCUGUCCACAGAGAAGAAGAGUAUUCAUAUGAUGUUACAGAGCCAACAGAACAUGAGAAAACAGUUGAAGAAAGAUUCUUUGAAGCUGUUUACCCAGUUGAAGCACAUAAGGAAGUUGAGGAAGAGGAAGAAGUCGUUUCUACAGAACUGGAGAUCUCUCAUGUUGAAGUGCCUGAGAUACCAAAGAGGCGCAUUCCAGAAGAAAGAAAGCCUGUUCCCGUCCCUAAAACAGAAGCUCCAUCAGCUAAAGUGCCUGAAGUCCCUAAGAAAACUGUUCCAGAAAAGAAAGUUGCUGUUGCUAAAAAGGAGGUGGCUCCUCCAGCAAAAGUGCCAGAGGUUCCUAAGAAAGCUCCACCAGAGAAAAAAGUUGCUGUUCCAAAAAGAGAGGAAGCUCCAACACCUAAAGUGCCUGCAGUUCCUAAGACACCUGUCCCUAAAGAAAAAGUAUCUCCUGCUGUUCCUAAAAAACCUGAGGCUCCUCCAGCUAAAGUGCCUGAAGUGCAGAAGAAAGCCAGUUUUGAAGAAAGAGUACUUAUUACAGAAGAAAGAAUAUCCGUUGCCAUUCCAGAGGAAAUCCCAUUACCUGAAGAACCAACAGUUGAAGAAUGGUCUGAAGAAGAAGCAGAGGAAGUAUCUAUUUCCAUUCACAGAGAAGAUAUUUCUGAAGUUACUGAAGAAGAGUCUUACUACAUAGAGGAGACAGUAACUGUUCCAGAAAGAGAGGAAGCCCCACCCACAAAAG